AAAAUUAUACGUUUAUUAGAAAUUAGAAUUAAGAAUUCGCAAUACAACAAGCAACACCGACCCAAAUCCACACUUUUUUUGCUUCACCCACAAAACUCCACUACACCUUUAGCUUAUUGCUCUGUUUAACAGAGCAAGGUGGUUCCGGAUCAUCCCCGUACUUUUCAUUUUUCAAUCUCAACAAACUUUAUUUUGUAAAUCAAGUUUGUAAAUAAUUCAUGGACCUUCUAAUAAAGACUGGGGCAGUGAAGCUAAGGAGUCACUUAGAGAAGUUCUUAGUAGGAGACGAUGACAACGAGACGGUUCGACAAAGCCGAAAUGGAUCGUCUCAACGUGCUAUAUGGGUUGUCGAAUUGUGUUCGGAUAACCGGGAGGCGGUCCGGUUUAAGAAUUUGAGCUCAGGGUUGUAUUUGACCGCUUCCGACAGCCAGUUUUUAUUGGGAAUGACUGGUAAACGGGUGCUUCAACUAUCCAUAUUCGACCCGACUCGGGUGGAAUGGGAGCCUAUAAGUGACGGGUUCCAACUUAAAUUUAGGAGUACUAAGGAGGGGAAAUAUUUGCGCGCCAAUGGUGGGACCCCGCCUUGGAGGAAUUCUGUUACUCAUGAUUCGCCCCUUACGGGUGGGACUACUAGUUGGAUCCUUUGGGACGUGGAACCCGUUUUAUUGUCGGAUCUCGGGUCCUUUAACGAUGCGUUGUCGACGUUAUCGAGUUUUAAUUCGGUUUUUUCGGAUGAGUUCGGUGGGUCGAACCCGGGUUCUCCCAUGUCGGCGAGGUCCAUUGCGUCUUCACCGGCUUCACGCUUGUUUAGCAAGAAGCGGUCAGGGAUGGAUCUAUUCUACAACGCAAAAACAGUCCGACUAAAGAGCCACCACGACAAGUACCUAAUCGCAGAGGAUGACAAAGAAUCCGUUACGCAGGACCGAAACGGGUCAGCCCGAAACGCUAGAUGGGUUGUAGAACCCGUCAAAGGUUCGAACCACAUUAUCCGACUCAAAAGCUGCUACGGCAAAUACUUAACGGCGUCGAACCAACAUUUUCUGCUUGGGAUGACGGGUUCGAAGGUGCUUCAGACUAUGCCACGUAAGCUCGACUCUUCUGUAGAGUGGGAGCCUACCAAGGAUGGGUCUCAGGUUCGGUUGAAGACUAGGUACGGGAAUUACCUUCGGGCAAACGGUGGGUUGCCGCCUUGGAGGAAUUCUGUUACUCAUGAUGUUCCUCAUCGGACGGCUACACAGGAUUGGGUUGUUUGGAACGUUGAUAUUCUUGAGAUUUCGGAUUAUUCGGAUAAGGUGGAUGAUGAGGUGAAGAAGGUGGAGGAUUUGAAGCCAAAGGCGAAGCCGGGUUCGGGUUUGGAGCAGGCUACGGUUGAGAAAUCGGAUUCUUUUGGGUCGGAUAUGAACUCGGUUUCUAAUGGGUCUCAGAAGUAUAAUAGACAAGAGUCAAGUGAUUCUGGAACUUACUCGCCACCAAAACAGGAUGGUAGACUUAUCUAUUACCAUGUUGCUGAUGAUUAUGGUGGUGUUGAUGAUGGUGUGGAGGGUAACUCGUUUACCUUCAAAGGACACAGUGUUAAAGAACUGACUCAGAAGUUGGAGGAAGAAACAGGGCUUGAGGAUAUCUUAGUAUGCACGCGUAGUCCUUUGAAUGCAAAGUUAUAUCCCCUUCGCUUGCAGCUGCCUCCAAACAACACAACCAUGCACAUUGUCGUGGUUCCUUCUACUUCAAGACUGGCAGGAGAAUUCGCAAAAGCGGGGAUCUCAUGACGAGCUCAUUGAGGAAAAAAGGAUAUCAAAGCUAGUUAUGUACAUGCUCAUAAGGUGUUAAUAUAUGUUUCAGCAGAUAUUCAAUUUUCAAUUAGGAUUUCCAUUGUAGUGUUGAAUGAACGAUAGCAAGUUAUUAGUCAGUGUUUCAACUAGGUUGAAGGUGUGUUCCUUAAUUUUUUUUAUAUGUUUCAGGACUUGAGCUUAUUUUUGUCGAAGCUAUACUGUUCUGCUAGUUUUGUACUGCUGCCUGUAAAUACUUUUGUUCUUCUGGAGAUUGAUUUUCUGUGUAUUUUUGUGUCUGAUAAAUGAAAUAAAUAAAUCAGCAUUAAGCCGGUGUCUUUA
This is a messenger RNA of Spinacia oleracea (spinach), 2108 nucleotides long. RefSeq lists its product as uncharacterized. Lineage: Eukaryota; Viridiplantae; Streptophyta; Magnoliopsida; Caryophyllales; Amaranthaceae. The transcript has 4 exons. The coding region runs from base 219 to 1766 and encodes 515 amino acids. The record is from RefSeq and is a predicted model, not a curated record.